This is a messenger RNA of Fimicolochytrium jonesii, 2156 nucleotides long. RefSeq lists its product as uncharacterized. Lineage: Eukaryota; Fungi; Chytridiomycota; Chytridiomycetes; Spizellomycetales; Powellomycetaceae. Bases 276 to 1844 code for a protein of 522 amino acids. The transcript is spliced from 2 exons. The record is from RefSeq and is a predicted model, not a curated record.
CGCGCGCAUUCCCCGAACGUUGUUUGUCUGAGGUUCCCGCCCGGUAUAUAAGACGUCGUUGUUGCGUUCUCCCUCUCUUCGCAACUUGUCUUUUUCGGAAAUUUCGCGUACAUUGCCAACUCUGUUCUAUAUUGCUGUACUUUACUUGACACCUUACGUGCUAUCCGACGACCACUACACGUACCUACGCACGCUACUCUUUCACAUAACGCGAGAAACCUUUUCUCGUCGAUCAAGAUCUCUAUUCAAACGUUUCCAAAAAACACGUCUGCACGAUGCGCCAUCCUACAUCCUUCACCACCAUCCUAGCCCUCCUCCUCGCCUUCUCCUCUACCACACUCUCGCUCCCGUCAAACCCACGUCACGCCAACGACCUCACCGCGCGCCAAUCCACCCGUCCGCAACGCGCAACGGUCUGCGGCGCCAUCUACGGGACCGGCACGCGCAACGACACCUACACACGCAACCUGCUCCAGAUCGGCGACGCGUGGCUGCAAGGCUUCAUUGCCCCGACCACGGGCGCGCUGUGCUCGCUUUCGUUUUUCAUGACCCCGUUGCCGUUCUCGGUUAGCGCCAACGCGUCUGUGGCGGUUUUUGAUGGUGCUGUGGAACAGAGUCAGAUCUUUGCGGGGAAUGCGACACCGGUUGCUGCUGCUAAUACGCUUUCGGAGGGCGAUCAACUCUUCUUCGACUUCUGCGGUCUCCAAUCCGGUCUCAUCUUCGAGAAGCAGCCCUACAACCUUGUCCUCACUUUCGAAGGCAGCGCUCUCCCUGCUCCAUUGAGCCUGGUCUUCCAGCCUUUUCCCGGCGCAAGCGGCUCGUUCUUCGGACCUUCCUUCACACCCGCCUUCAGCUUGGUCGACGAAGCUCUCGUGUUCAACUUGACCACUUCGCUCGAACCCCCGGUCUGCCCUGGUGGCCAGCCUGAUGUAACCACGACCAUCACGACUACCACUACGUCUACAAGCACGUCUAGUAGCACGGUUACAAGCAGGCCUACGGAAUCUCCCAGCGUCACUACUACCAAUAUCGAGCAUCCUUCCGCUUCGGCAACGCAGACUGUCACCUCCGGCGGAGAAGUCACAAGCGUAGUCGUCAUUGUCGAGACCACAGUCGUCGUUGUUCAGCCAAGCACCACCGAUGUGAUUGUCAUCCCGUCCACCGCUUCCGUACCCACCACCGGCGAGCCCCUCCCGGAAACAAACACGGCUAAACCGGCGACGACCAUCGUCGAAGUCUCCACGACAGUCAUUGGCAUUCCCGGAUCGCCAUCUCAAGUCACCGGCUUGCCCGUGACUCUGGUCCAGCCCAGUCAAGAACCCGGGACCAUCGAGACCGAAACAUCCCUCUUCACCGGUACCCUGACCUGGAUCUCCCCUCCAGCCCACGUCACCGGUCUGCCCGUCACCUUUGAGCCAAGCCAGGCGACUGAAUUCCCCAUCGACACCGUCACAUCAACCUCCACAGGCACCCUCACCUUCAUCUCCCCACCCGUCCCAUCCCAAGUCACCGGCCUGCCCGUCACCCCCGGCGAACCCUGCACAGCCGUCACCGUCACCGUAACCACCACCGAAUCCGCAACGGGCACAUGCACCGCGCAAUCCACCAGCACCGCGACCUCCGGCGUCUGCGGAACCCACUGCGCCCUCUGCCGCGAACACGCAUGGGCCACCUGCGCAACCGCCGAAACCUACACCGAGUGCCUCAAAUCCCCAACGCUGUCGCUGUGCUACCAGCUCGCGUGUGCCCCCGGGCAGGACACGGAUGCGUACCUCAAGCAGUGUGAGCAGCUGGAGAUCUGGGCGAGGUUUACGCAUGAUGAUGAGAUUCCGCAUCGGUGGUGAUCAGCGCAAUGACAUUCCGAUGAUAAAACGACACGCCGGCGACAUUAUACACACACUACAUCGCCCAAGCAUCGUCGCACCCAACUCUUAUUGCCACAUACAACCCACCUCGUACGGACCUAUAUUUAUCAGACUGUUUUUUUGGCCUUGUAUUUCACACCUGGACUCCUAGAGUCUCCCCUUUUUGUGCUUUUCUUUGCGUAUAGUUUUGCCAUUCCCAAGGGACUUGUUGCUAUCAACUUGGCACCCCAAUGCUUGUGUGUUUGUAUGUUGGAAAGGCGGUUUGGCAUGUACCGUUUCGAAAAAUAUAAG